This is a messenger RNA of Haemonchus placei, 198 nucleotides long. The record is from the annotation of a GenBank genome assembly. NCBI's taxonomy places the organism in Eukaryota, Metazoa, Nematoda, Chromadorea, Rhabditida, Trichostrongylidae.
AUGACAGUGAGCGAUGAGCUGAACAUCAAUAUGGCUGAGAGUGUGGAUACAUUACGACCAGCUCAACAAACGCAGUACUGUGGGCCAUAUAAACUCGAAAAAACCCUCGGCAAGGGGCAGACUGGUAUUUCUGAUUUUAUUGCUGAUGUGCUUCAUUUUUUUGUUGGGCAUUCGUUCUCCCUACCGUACGCGUGGUAA